AUGCUAGAAACUUUCUUAAACGAAAUAAUAUAUGUUUCUGGACUAAUUGGCAUUAGCAGCUUUGAUCCUAUAUCCUGCUCCAUCUCGUCAAAUACUCUGAGAAUUACUGAUUUUUAUGAAUUUUUGCCUGGAUUAAUGAUUAUUAACAUCCCUCAUGUAACUCCUCCUAGUUCAGCAGGAAUUUAUGAUUGCGUCACUGAAGCUUAUACACAAGAUUCAGCAUUAAAUUACAUUUAUUACGCUACAGACCUUUCACAAGAUUUAACAAUAACUCCAGCAGGGCCACCUGGAAGCACAUCUGCCAAUCCAUAG
Messenger RNA from Blepharisma stoltei, 312 nucleotides. The record is from the annotation of a GenBank genome assembly. Lineage: Eukaryota; Ciliophora; Heterotrichea; Heterotrichida; Blepharismidae.